Molecule: messenger RNA, 1884 nt
Organism: Thyridium curvatum
Lineage: Eukaryota; Fungi; Ascomycota; Sordariomycetes; Thyridiales; Thyridiaceae
Exons: 4
Coding region: 1-1884 (627 amino acids)
Molecular function (GO): oxidoreductase activity; FMN binding
Source: RefSeq, a predicted model, not a curated record
AUGGCACCCAGAGUCAUUGUCGUUGGCGGCGGCUUGUCCGGAUUGAGUGCCGCGCACACUAUCUACCUGAACGGUGGCAAUGUCGUCGUUUUGGACAAGCAAGGCUUCUUCGGAGGCAACUCCACAAAGGCCACGUCCGGCAUCAACGGUGCCCUGACCAGGACACAGGUUGAUCUCGGCAUCGCAGACAGCGUCAAGCAGUUCUACGAUGAUACCUUGAAGUCGGCCCGUGACAAGGCCAGACCCGACCUCAUCAAGGUCCUCACAUACAAGUCCGCUGCCGCCGUCGAGUGGCUGCAGGACGUCUUCAACCUAGACCUUACUCUGGUUUCCCGGCUAGGUGGCCACUCACAGCCCCGGACGCACCGAGGACACGAUGCAAAGUUCCCUGGUAUGGCUAUCACCUACGCCCUCAUGCAAAGGCUAGAGGAGCUCGCCGAGACCGAACCCGACCGGGUUGAGAUCAUCAAGAAGGCCCGUGUCACUGGUCUGAACAAGGAGGGCAACCAGGUCACCGGUGUUCAGUACGAGUUCAACGGCGAGCAUCACUCCCUGGACGGCCCUGUCGUCCUCGCCACGGGCGGUUAUGCCGCCGACUUCAGUGACUCGUCACUGCUGAAGAAGCACAGACCCGACACUUUCGGCCUCGCUACCACCAACGGCUCCCACGCUACUGGCGACGGCCAGAAGAUGGUCAUGGCCAUUGGUGGUAACGGCAUUGACAUGGACAAGGUCCAGGUUCACCCCACGGGUCUGGUCGACCCCAAGGAUCCCGGCUCCAAGUGGAAGUUCUUGGCUGCCGAGGCUCUCCGUGGCGAGGGUGGUCUGCUGCUCAACGCCGACGGUGACCGCUUCUGUGACGAGCUCGGCCACCGUGACUACGUGUCGGGCAUGAUGUGGAAGGAGAAGGAUAAGGGCAAGUUCCCCAUCCGCCUCAUCCUCAACUCCAAGGCUUCCAACACCCUCGACUUCCACACCCGCCACUACUCUGGCCGCGGCCUCAUGAAGAAGAUGACUGGUGCGCAGCUCGCCAAAGAGAUUGGCUGCUCUCCCGACCACCUCCAGAAGACCUUCAAGACCUACAACGCCAUCGCCGAUGGUAAGCAGAAGGAUCCUUGGGGCAAGAAGUUCUUCCACAACCUGCCCCUCGACAUCGAUGACGACUUCCACGUCGCGCUGAUGGAGCCCGUUCUCCACUUCACCAUGGGUGGUAUCGAGAUCAACGACAAGGCCCAGGUUCUCAACUCUGAGCAGAAGGCCUUUGACGGCCUUUUCGCCUGUGGUGAGCUUGCUGGUGGUGUGCACGGUGCCAACCGUCUGGGUGGUUCAUCACUGCUUGGCUGCGUCGUCUACGGCCGUGUCGCUGGUGACACUGCCAGCAACUACCUCUUCCAGCAGGCCCUUAAGGGCUCUUCUAGUGCCACGCAGAGACUCGGCCAGAUCUCGCUGCACCUGGACCCAUCCCAGCCCGGCAAGAUCUCCGUUGAGUGGGGUUCCGGUUCUGGCUCCGGCGUCCAGACAUCUGCUCCCCAGUCACAGCAGACUUCUGCCGCCGGCCCGUCUCCGCAGACUGCCGAGGGCAAGGCUGCUGCCAAGCCCAACAACCCCAAGAAGUUUGAGAUCCCCGAGAAGGAGUACACGAUGGAGGAGGUUGCUAAGCACAACACGAAGGAGGACCUGUGGGUCGUUGUCAAGGGCGUUGUUAUGGACCUGAGCAACUGGCUCGAGGAGCACCCCGGUGGUCCCCAAGCCAUCAUGAACUUCAUGGGCCGCGACGCCACGGAGGAGUUCGAGAUGCUGCACGAUGAUGAGGUCAUCCCCAAGUACGCCCCCGAGCAGGUGAUUGGCCGAGUUAAGGGCGUCAAGCCCACUCUGGAGUUCUAG